This is a messenger RNA of Piliocolobus tephrosceles (Ugandan red Colobus), 6605 nucleotides long. It is a transcript of the gene KIF27, whose product is annotated as kinesin family member 27. The transcript is spliced from 19 exons. NCBI's taxonomy places the organism in Eukaryota, Metazoa, Chordata, Mammalia, Primates, Cercopithecidae. The record is from RefSeq and is a predicted model, not a curated record. Gene Ontology annotation, biological process: microtubule-based movement; spindle elongation; mitotic spindle organization. Gene Ontology annotation, cellular component: microtubule associated complex. Gene Ontology annotation, molecular function: microtubule binding; ATP binding; microtubule motor activity. Bases 194 to 4477 code for a protein of 1427 amino acids.
GGAGAACCCGCGACAACAAAAGACGCGGGCGGCGGCGGCGCAGCGUGGCAGAGCGAAGCUGAGGAAUCCAGCGCUCGCCGCCAGGGCCCUGGGCUGUCCUGAGUCGGAAUCCAGAUCUUACAUAAGAUGGAAGUUUCUCACACUAGAUACUGAACAUUAAGUAGAAAAUCUAUUUAGUAAAAUCCAAGUUGCCAUGGAAGAAAUACCAGUAAAAGUUGCUGUAAGAAUUAGACCUCUGCUUUGCAAAGAAGUUCUUCAUAAUCAUCAAGUUUGUGUGAGAGUUAUUCCAAACAACCAGCAAGUUAUCAUUGGGAGAGAUAGAGUCUUCACUUUUGAUUUUGUUUUUGGCAAAAAUUCCACUCAAGAUGAAGUUUAUAAUACAUGUAUAAAGCCCCUAGUGUUGUCACUCAUUGAGGGCUAUAAUGCAACUGUUUUUGCCUAUGGACAAACUGGAUCUGGGAAGACAUACACCAUUGGAGGAGGCCAUAUUGCUUCAGUUGUGGAGGGCCAAAAGGGUAUCAUUCCUCGAGCUAUUCAAGAAAUAUUUCAAAGCAUCUCUGAACAUCCUAGCAUUGACUUUAAUGUGAAAGUAUCUUAUAUAGAAGUGUACAAGGAAGACCUAAGAGAUCUUCUAGAAUUGGAGACAUCCAUGAAGGAUCUUCACAUCCGAGAAGAUGAAAAAGGAAACACAGUGAUUGUUGGGGCCAAGGAAUGCCAUGUGGAGAGUGCAGAUGAAGUGAUGAGCCUUUUGGAGAUGGGGAAUGCAGCCAGACAUACAGGUACCACCCAAAUGAAUGAGCACUCCAGCAGAUCACAUGCAAUUUUUACAAUCAGCAUUGGUCAAGUUCAUAAAAAUGUGGAGGCAGCUGAAGAUGGAUCAUGGUAUUCCCCUCGGCAUAUUGUCUCAAAGUUCCACUUUGUGGAUUUGGCAGGAUCAGAAAGAGUAACCAAAACGGGGAAUACUGGUGAACAGUUCAAAGAAUCCAUUCAAAUCAAUAGUGGAUUGCUGGCGUUAGGAAAUGUAAUAAGCGCUCUUGGGGACCCACGCAGGAAGAGUUCACAUAUUCCAUAUAGGGAUGCUAAAAUUACCCGGCUUCUGAAAGAUUCUCUGGGAGGCAGUGCUAAGACUGUCAUGAUCACAUGUGUCAGCCCCUCCUCCUCGAAUUUUGAUGAGUCCUUAAAUUCUCUCAAAUAUGCCAACAGAGCACGGAACAUUAGAAACAAACCCACUGUAAACUUCAGCCCCGAGUCAGACCGUAUAGAUGAAAUGGAAUUUGAGAUUAAAUUGCUUCGAGAAGCUUUGCAAAGCCAGCAGGCUAAUGUCAGCCAAACUAGCCAGAUCCAUCGAGAAGGGAGUCCUGAUACAAAUAGGAUUCAUUCUCUUGAGGAGCAAGUAGCUCAGCUUCAAGGAGAAUGUCUGGGUUACCAAUGUUGUGUAGAAGAAGCCUUUACCUUCCUGGUUGACUUAAAAGAUACUGUCAGACUAAACCAAAAGCAGCAAUACAAACUGCAGGAGUGGUUUAACAUGAUCCAAGAGGUCAGGAAGGCUGUGGUCACCUCAUUUCGAGGAAUUGGAGGCACUGCAAGUCUGGAAGAAGGACCAGAGCAUGUUACAGUUCUCCAGCUGAAGAGAGAGCUUAAGAAAUGCCAGUGUGCGCUUGCUGCUGAUGAAGUAGUAUUUAAUCAGAAGGAACUGGAGGUGAAGGAACUGAAGAAUCAGGUGCAGAUGAUGGUACAGGAAAACAAAGGGCAUGCUGUAUCUUUGAAAGAAGCACAAAAAGUGAAUAGAUUGCAGCCCCUGGCAAAAACCACUUUACUUUCUACUUCUAUGGAUUUGCCUAUUCUAAACAUUUCAUAUAACUGGAAUCAUACAAAUGAAAAAAUAAUAGAACAACAACUUCUUGUGGAUCAACUGAGUGAAGAACUAACAAAACUUAACCUGUCAGUGACUUCUUCAGCUAAAGAAAAUUGUGGAGAUGAGCCAGAUGCCAGGAUCCCUGAAAAGAGACCAUAUACUGUACCAUCUGAUACUCGUUUGGGGCAUUAUAUUUAUAUCCCAUCAAGACAAGAUUCCAGGAAGGUCCACACAAGUCCACCUGUGUACUCUCUGGAUCGAAUAUUUGCUGGGUUUCGAACACGAAGUCGGAUACUGUUAGAUCACAUAGAAGAACAAGAUGAGGUCCUCCACUGCCAAUUUUCUGAUAACAGUGAUGAUGAAGAAUCGGAAGGCCAAGAGAAAUCUGGAACUAGAUGUAGAAGUCGUUCAUGGAUUCAGAAGCCAGACUCUGUUUGUUCCCUUGUUGAACUGAAUGAUACUCAGGAUGAAACACAAAAGUCAAAUUUGGAGAAUGAAGAUUUAAAGAUUGAUUGUCUCCAGGAGAGUCAAGAAUUGAAUUUGCAAAAAUUAAAGAAUUCAGAACGCAUACUUACUGAAGCUAAACAAAAAAUGAGAGAACUUACGAUUAACAUCAAGAUGAAGGAAGAUCUGAUUAAAGAAUUAAUAAAAACAGGUAACGAUGCCAAGUCUGUAAGCAAGCAGUAUUCUUUGAAAAUAACAAAGCUAGAGCAUGACGCAGAACAGGCAAAAGUCGAACUAACUGAAACACAAAAGCAGCUACAGGAGCUGGAAAACAAAGAUCUUUCUGAUGUUGCAAUGAAGGUAAAAUUACAGAAAGAGUUCCGUAAAAAGAUGGAUGCUGCAAAGCUGAGAGUUCAGGUCUUACAGAAGAAGCAACAAGAUAGUAAGAAACUGGCAUCACUGUCAAUCCAAAAUGAGAAACGUGCUAAUGAACUAGAGCAGAGUGUAGAUCACAUGAAGUAUCAAAAGAUACAGCUACAAAGAAAACUUCAAGAAGAAAAUGAAAAAAGGAAGCAACUGGAUGCAGUAAUUAAGCGGGACCAGCAAAAAGUCAAAGAACUACAGUUAAAAACAGGACAGGAAGAAGGUCUAAAACCAAAAGCUGAGGAUCUCGAUGCAUGUAACUUGAAAAGGAGAAAAGGUUUGUUUGGAAGUAUAGACCAACUCCAGAAAUUGGAUGAGCAAAAGAAAUGGUUAGAUGAAGAAGUAGAGAAAGUUCUGAACCAACGCCAAGAAUUAGAGGAGCUGGAAGAAGACUUAAAGAAACGGGAGGCCAUAGUUUCUAAGAAGGAGGCUCUGUUACAGGAGAAGAGUCACCUGGAAAAUAAGAAAUUGAGAUCUAGUCAGGCCUUAAACACAGAUAGUUUGAAAAUAUCAACUCGCCUGAACUUAUUGGAACAAGAGUUGUCUGAAAAGAACGUGCAGCUCCAGACCAGCACAGCUGAGGAGAAAAUAAAGAUUUCAGAACAAGUUGAAGUCCUCCAGAAAGAAAAGGAUCAGCUCCAGAAACGAAGAAACAGUGUGGAUGAAAAACUUAAAAAUGGUAGAGUGUUAUCACCUGAAGAAGAACAUGUUCUUUUCCAACUUGAAGAAGGGAUUGAAGCUUUGGAAGCUGCAAUUGAAUAUAAGAAUGAAAGUAUCCAGCAUCGCCGGAACUCACUUAGAGCAUCAUUCCAUAACCUCUCUCGUAGUGAAGCAAAUGUCUUGGAACAAAUAGUUUCCCUGAGUCCUGUUGAGAUUAGAGCUAUUCUUUUCAGAUAUUUCAAUAAGGUGGUGAAUUUGCGAGAAGCUGAACGGAAACAACAGUUAUAUAAUGAAGAAAUGAAAAUGAAAGUUCUGGAACGGGAUAAUAUGGUUCGUGAAUUAGAAUCUGCAUUGGACCAUCUAAAAUUGCAGUGUGACCGAAGACUGACCCUCCAGCAAAAGGAACAUGAACAAAAGAUGCAGUUGCUGUUACAUCAUUUCAAAGAACAAGAUGGAGAAGGCAUUAUGGAAACUUUCAAAACAUAUGAAGAUAAAAUCCAGCAGUUGGAAAAAGAUCUUUAUUUCUAUAAGAAAACCAGCCGGGAUCUUAAGAAGAAACUUAAGGAACUGGUAGGGGAAGCAAUUCGGCGGCAACUAGCACCAUCAGAGUAUCAUGAGGCUGGAGAUGGAGUCCUGAGCCCAGAAGAAGAAGGCAUGCUUUCAGAAGAAUUAAAAUGGGCAUCCAGACCUGAAAGUAUGAAAUUAAGUGGACGAGAAAGAGAAAGGGACAGUUCACCAAGCAGCUUAAGAACACAGCCAAAUCCUCAGAAGCUCUGGGAAGAUAUCCCAGAAUUACCUCCAAUUCAUAGUUCUUUAGCACCCCCCAGUGGGCAUAUGUUAAGUCAUGAGGAUAAAACAGAAAUAGGUGAUAAUCAGUUUACAAAAUCUCACAGUCGACUAUCAUCCCAAAUUCUGGUUGCGGGAAAUGUGGGACAGCUUCAUGGUAUUACACCGGUAAAACUGUGUCGAAAAGAAUUACGUCAAAUUUCCGCCUUGGAACUAUCAUUGCGACGUUCCAGUCUUGGAGUUGGGGUUGGAUCAAUGGCUGCUGAUUCCUUCGAAGUAUCUAGGAAACCAAGUGACUUAAAAACUUAGACAUUUAAUAAUAGGACUUUAGUAGAUAUGUAAAAAGAUUCCUUUUUCUAACCUGUUAAAAACUAAAGCUCAAUUUUACUACCUCUUUCCUCAAAAUAAAGGAAGAAGGGGAGGAAGGAAUCUCUAAUUCUUUUAUAUACUAGAGAUGUGUACAUCUUCUAUAGAACACUUGGGGAGUUUUAAUUUAUAUUCCCAUAGUAAUCAAACAUGUUUCCCAAUACUUGAUAAUAUUUAAAUAUUUACAUUUAUAAAUACGCUUAAAUGUUUUUCCAGGCAUAUUUGAAGAAUAAAACUUAUAAUAGACUAAAAUAUCUUUCAAGUAUGUAUUAUUAUAUAAUAUAAAUGUACAUUAUAUUAUAAAAGUAUUUUACAGUAUAACUAUAUUAUUGUUAUUCUCAAAUACAAGUAUAUUGUUAUUUAUUUUUAAAAGAUUCAGCUAAAUACUGCUUUUGUCAGAGGGAGUCACCUGCUGCAUAUGUGGGCUAAGACAACCUCUCAGCUUUAUGGAUUGAGGCUCAUUUACAGUCCUCAGAGUUCACAGAAAUGGUCACUCUUGACUUUUUAAACAUGCUCACUGUUUCUGGAAUUUUUUGGAUUUUUAAAAAUUUAUAAUGUUAUAUUUUUUGUUUACUACUAUUAUGCAAUGUAAGUUUUCAUGCCUUUCCUGCUCUAUACACUCAAUAUAUCUCUCACUAUGCUACUAAAAUUGGGAGAAGUGGAUGCUGUUCCAUGGAAUAGGGAAAUGAUAGAAUAAAACUAAAGCAUUGUAACAUUUCAAGAGAAAGAACACUGGUUAUGACAUCUCCGGUCAUACAGAGUAUGUCUGUAAAGCUUGAAGUCUCGCCAAAGCAUCUUUAAUGAUCUGAUGGGCUUAAGUCUGAUAUUUUUCUCUACAACCUCCUUAGUCAGGCUUUACAAACUGGCCAAACUACAUUGGGGCUGUAAAUAUGUCAAUGAAAUUUUUACUAAAAUCUCCAAGUUUUUCUGGCCAAAAUUUUACUAUAUAAUGUACAAUUUAGUUUGGAAUUAAGAACUAAACAGUUUACCCAUGAAAUGUAGCUUGUACUUUUUAACCAUAUUUUUCAGUUAUAGGAAACAUCCAUCGUAAUGACCUGAGAAAUUAUUUUGUUACUUAAGUUGUUCUUUGUUACUUUUCCAAACUUUCACUUGUCAACCAAGGUUGAGUUUCUUAAACUAAUUAAUGUUUGGGUGGGGGCUGUAGCAAAACCAUCCUGACAUGGAUGCUUACUCAGAGUCACCCACUUCCUUGCUGAAUCCAUUUUUUCUGAUGUAGUGCUGCUACACACCUUUUCCUUUUGUCCUUCCCUCUGUUGCUGUGGACUUGAUCAUCUCACAUAGGACCCAAACUGCCACCCUGUGCUCAAAGACUUAAGGCUUCCUUUCUCUCAUUGCUAGCCCCUAGGGAGUAGAGCUUCUUGGUCUCCUUGCUAAAAACCAGUUCCUUUAGGAAACAAAUCAAAACAAAACCAACUUAUAAAAAGGAAAAUAGUUUAUCUCUUAAGCAUGGUACUAAAAUUUAUUUAAAUUAAAUAGAUUUCUGUGGACUUAACCUGGGAAUGAAACAAUUUUUAAUAUUGGUCCAAUGAGAUACUAUUUUCUAAAUUUCAAAAACCUAAUUUACAAACUAACUGGGAAAUUUUAUUUUUACCAGGGACUGUUUGAAGUCAGAUUCUGGUUUCCAGCUAGUCUUCCAUUUUUAUAAAUUUAUGUCUAUUCAUAUAUAUAAAUAUAAAUCAUACAAACCAAAGGUAAAACAUACACAUUAUAAAUAUGUAUAAAUGCACUGACCUUUUGCCAUUUAUAUAUAUAUAUAUUUUAUAUAUAUAUAUACACGCACUUGUAUAUAUACAAGUAUAUAAGGAAAUGUGUAUUUCCACAGGUAAAACUAGUAUGUGUAAAUUAAUUAUUUCCAAUUAAGGCAUAGCACAUUACUUAAUCUUACAAGGAAUUUAUAAUUAGGACCUUCAUUAAUAAAUACAUAUUUAUUUAAAUAUAUUAUUGCUGUGCUUUGCUGAAGGCACUGACCUUUUACCAUUAUCUAUAUAUAUAUACACUUGCAUAUAAACACUUGUGUGUGUAUAUAUAUAUAUAUAGUGUAUAUAUACUU